Molecule: messenger RNA, 4296 nt
Organism: Mizuhopecten yessoensis (Yesso scallop)
Lineage: Eukaryota; Metazoa; Mollusca; Bivalvia; Pectinida; Pectinidae
Product: calpain-5-like
Exons: 13
Coding region: 350-2275 (641 amino acids)
Biological process (GO): proteolysis
Cellular component (GO): cytoplasm
Molecular function (GO): calcium-dependent cysteine-type endopeptidase activity
Source: RefSeq, a predicted model, not a curated record
UGGCAUGGCUGUAGAUAAUGCCUGAGAUAUGGCAAUGCUCUGCCGGGCUCCGGCGGCUGUAUAGUUCUCCCCUACCAAAACUUUGAAUCCUUUCUUUAUUCACAGUUUGGCGUGACUCACGUGCAAACGGUCGUUCGCUCACGUCAGUGAACUUCUGGAGUUCCAUUCCAACCCUCCCGCGCCACAUCAUUGGAAGUAUAUAUAUCGGGACAGUCGUUUCCUUUACUAAGUUAGUGAAGUUUUUAGUUUUGUCUCUGAUGUUAUGAGCGGUAUAGGACGUGGGAGAGCUAGUUAGUGCAUUAAGGUAUCCCCUGUCUGCGGAUUAAGGAGAAACCAGGAUAAAAGAAUCAUGGUACUGGGUCUGACUGAGUCCACAAUGCCGUAUAAAGGCCAGAAGUAUUACAAGAUCAAAAGUUCGUGCACACGUAACAGUAAAUUGUUCGUGGACACGGAGUUCCCGCCCUCCGGAGCCUCCCUGUUCUUCAGUCGCCCUGCCCCAGCCGAUAUCGUCUGGAAACGCCCGGGUGAUAUAUGUGCAAGUCCAAAGUUUUUUACGGAAGGAGCGAGUGCUGAUGAUUUCUCCCAGGGAAGCUUGGGUAAUUGUUGGUUUGUAGCCGCGUGUGCCUGCAUCGCAGAGGAUUCCAAACUCUGGAAAAAGAUCGUUCCGGACUCCGACGAGCAAGAAUGGCUGCCUGGGAAGAAGUACGCUGGAAUAUUCCACUUCAAAUUCUGGCAGUGUGGUCAGUGGCUAGAUGUGGUCAUCGACGACUAUCUCCCCACCCGCUACGGUAGACUCAUCUUUGCACAUUCCAAGAGCGGAAAUGAAUUUUGGCCUGCCCUUCUGGAAAAAGCAUAUGCAAAGUUAUUCGGUGACUACGAGUCGUUGAUAGCUGGGAAGGCACGUGACGCUAUGGUGGAUAUGACGGGCGGUGUUGGCGAGGGUAUAGAGCUGGAGGAGUAUCGAUCUGUGGAGGAAAAGAAAAAACUUUUCAAGAUCCUCAGGACCUCCUUUGAAAACAGAUCCCUCAUGAGCGCUUCCAUUAGGGCAACAGGUUCAGAGAUGGAGUCUCAGCUGUCAUGCGGAUUAGUAAAGGGACACGCCUACAGUAUCACUGCCGUCAAGAAAAUAAAGCUAGUCGGUAAAAACCUUUUCGCAGUAUUCAACCGGACGAAAAUGAACAUGAUACGGUUAAGGAAUCCCUGGGGAGGAACUGAAUGGAGGGGACCAUGGAGUGAUGGGUCCUCUGAAUGGAAAAAGGUUAGUGAAAGCGAUAAGAAGGAACUUGGGUUGACUUUCGACGACAACGGUGAAUUCUGGAUGGCGUUCGAAGAUUUCUACAGAUACUUUACCUCCAUGGAUAUAUGUCACAUGAUCAAUACGUCAUUCUUCUCCUUCAAGAAAACCUGGAAACAGGAUAAGUUCUGCGGAGAGUGGAAACGUCCAGACAGAUGUGGUGGGUGUGGAAACAAUGGGUCUUUCCUCAACAACCAACAGUACGUGUUUACCGUGGAAGAGGACGAUGGGGAGGUCUUACUUUCACUGGAACAGUGGGACAAACGAAUCGACAAGGACAAGGGCAAAAGCAACUACACCAUCGGCUGCACUGUGAUGAAAACUGAUUUAAACCGGAAGUUCCGUAUGCAUGACAGAAUGGACAGAGUGCAUUCUGGUCCGUUCUCUAACGCACGUGGUGUGUUCGCGCGUAUCAACCUGAAGUCUGGAACAUACUGUAUCAUACCUUCUACGUUUGAGCCAGGGAAGACAGGCAAAUACUUACUUCGUGUCUUCUGUACAACUGCGCCGUUGAUGAGGGAACUUGUGCAUGACAAGCCCCUUCCCCCACAGAUCUGUGGCAUAAAGGGGAUCAAGAAACCCAAGGUAGCCGCUACUCAAAUAACGAUGGUGCGAGCGGAGGCUCUAGAGGCGCAGGAUUGGGAUGGAGCCUCUGAUCCGUACUGUGUAAUAUACUGUAACAAGAAAACCCAGCGGACUAAAAGCAUUCCGGACACGGUCAACCCGGAAUGGAACGAGAGGGUGACGUUUUAUAGACAGAAGCCUGACAAAGACGUCCGCAUUGAGGUUUGGAACCAUAAUAUCAUCAAAGACGGGUUCAUGGGGAUGUGUUUAUUACCCAUGUCGGACAAGAAGUCCUACAGGGGAGGGAAUACUAUAAGGCGAUUUGAACUCACUGGUCGAGGAAAAGAUAGCACAGUAAAGCGACGAGGGUAUCUAUGGCUGAAGGUGCUACACAGUGAAGAUAUGUCACACGUGUGAUAGCGCAUAUGUGAUGAAGAUAUAUCACACGGGUGAUAGCGCAUAUGUGAUGACGAUAUGUCACACGUGUGAUAGCACAUAUGUGAUGAAGAUAUGGCACCCGUGUGAUAGCGCAUAGUGAUGAAGAUAUGUCACACGUGUGAUAGCGCAUAUGUGAUGAAGAUAUAUCACACGUGUGAUAGCGCAUAUGUGAUGAAGAUAUGUCACACGUGUGAUAGCGCAUAUGUGAUGAAGAUAUGUCACGUGUGAUAGCGCAUAUCUGAUAAGACGACUGACAUAGUUAAAACAAACUGCCUUGCUCAAAAUUUGAUCAUGAUUCAAUUGACGCCUAACUUUAAUUUUCUGUGACAUAUGCUGUGUGUAUAUAUGGUUUUUACAAAAUGUCUUGCACGGUAAGCAAUGAAAACAUGCUUAAAAACAGAAAAUCUCUAAACAAAGGCCGAUGCACUGGGGAAAAUUUCAAUGAAACAUCAUUACAUCGUAUACUUGUAAUCUGGAAAACCAGUUUGACGGAUCUAUACACACCAUCCACCAAACUGUUCGUGCAAUCGAUAUUCAAUCCAAUGUAUCUAGUCCAACGUUAUUUCUACCGCUGUUCUCUAUCUGUACAUUUACAGUAAAACCUCGUUAUGCUGCCACCAUUUGUCACAGGAUAAAAGCCGGUAUAAAGGGAUUUGGCGAUAAGUUGAGGAAAACAUCUAAAGGAAUUCAUAAGAAAAAGAAAAAAAGCAACAUUAAUAUAUUGGCGGUAAGUGAGGUGGCAAAUGGAGUAUAAGGCAUUAUAUCGAGGUUUCACUGUAUAUACACUAUGGUAUUACUGUAAUAGUUUUUUUCGUGGUACCUUAUUUUCGCAUCUUAGGUAAAAAAUUACGAAACCUUUUUCUUGCCGAUUUUAGGUCUAGUUGUCAUGGCACACAGUACCACGGUGCAGAUGAAGUAAUUUGCUAUUUUCAUCAAAAAUAACUUUUAUAGUGUCAAAUAUUCGUGCAUAUAUUAAUUGUGUAUAUGCACACUGAUAUCUUCAGAUGGAGUUGUAGGUAUCAAUAUAGUACCGUAGAAUUAUGUUAGCAUCAACGCUACAUAAAUGCACAAAUAACGUAAACUGCAAACAGAAGGUAAUUUAUUUUUUAGGUACAACAGUACAAAGAAACAGUCGUUACACUAAAUAAUGAAACUCCGUUAUUUGUUUCUAAAGGGGUUUAAUGCAAAGCAUAUUUUACUGUUAUGUAGGAUUUGGCUGCAGUAGUUUCAAACUAUGUAAGAGCACAUGACAUUAAAUUUAAUGUAUUCAAGUGGAUUUUUGUCACAGUUAAAUUUUUGACUUUUUCGCUUUCAAGAUAAAAGGGCAAAGUUUUCAUGGCAGAGAAUAUUAGCACACAACAUACAUACUUUAUUUGUGCAGGGAGAAAUGGCUACUGGACGAUUAUGGAUUUUAUAGGUGAAAAGCGAAUAUUUGACUGGGGGAUUUUUUUCCGGUUAUAAUUGUUAUUGAUAAAAGUAUUUGUGUAUAUAAAUGUAUUAUAUUGCGCUGUUAUAUCAGCUGUUACUAAUAUAUAUAACGCAAUUAGAUGCUAAACUAACUCUUAGUAGUAAGCCAGUGCUUACGUAGGCUGGGCUCUUGUAAGCUUACAUUCUUAUGUUCACAUUUUCUCCACAAACAAUAGUUUUAAUAAUUUUGAUAGAUCUUUCUACGGAGACAUAAAUGCAUCAGAUAUAUAUUAAUUAUAUUCAACAACAGCACAGUUCUUACGAGAGUGGUUUAAUUGUAUCACUAGUCUCCCAAUUACGCUGUUGAUUCAAUCCAUGCAUUAAGAAUUUCAAAUCAUAUCCACAAAAUAAAUGAAUCAAUGGUAAAUUGAGUGUGGAACACGCGACCUUAAACUCUAUUUGAUUUGAUUAUAAAUUUGUUACGGAUUACAAAUUUAAUAGAGUUAAUUUUUGCCCUUUUCACCAUUCCGUCUUUGCGUAUUGCAGAGUUUUCUGCUCUUGUGAGAAGGUAUUGAUUGUUACGUCAUUUGUUU